UGGGAAGGGUCUUUUACAGCGGCCACGGUCGCGCGUCACACAGCGCCUCACCGCCGCUGCUUCAGUCUACCGGGCGCUGGUUAGAGCUGAUAAACUUGUAUUAUGAUUUAAACCACACACAAAAAAAAUCCAAACGUCUUUCCGUGUUUUAUUUUUCUUUCUGAUGAAGGGCAGCUUUGCUUCUGAGCUCCAGAAAUGAAAGGGUAACAUUUACCAUCGGCGAGGAAGCUAAUCAGAAAGCGGAACCUGAACAUAAACAGCAGCUCAUCUCAUCUCACCGCGAAAUUACAGCGUCUUCAGAUAAGGCAGACACCAUGAACUAUGUGGGGCAGCUGGCAGGUCAGGUGCUGGUGACCGUGAAGGAGCUGUAUAAGGGCAUUAACCAGGCCACGCUUUCGGGCUGCAUCGACGUGGUGGUGGUGCGGCAGAAGGACGGGACCUACCAGUGCUCUCCUUUUCACGUGCGCUUCGGGAAACUUGGAGUGCUGCGCUCCAAAGAGAAAGUGAUUGACAUAGAAAUAAAUGGAGAGCCGGUGGAUUUGCACAUGAAGCUAGGGGACAAUGGAGAAGCUUUCUUCGUCCAGGAAAUGGAGGUACAGGAUGAGACAGUCCCAGCUCACCUGGCCACCUCUCCAAUCCCCACUGAGAGUCACAUGUUCUGGGUUGGGAGUGACCGGGGUACGACUCAGGGUUUAGACAUUGACCCUCUGGACCUUGAGGAGCCCCCCGAGCUCCCCGCGCCCAGUACAGGGACGGCCAAGAAGAAAAAGAGGCGGAGAAAGAAGCAUAAAAUGGACCCCCGGCGUGAAGAGAUGACUCCUCCUGCCUCUGUCGGUGCCUCUGCAAAUACAGAAGACAUCUUUGAAAUGGAUCUCAGCACGGAUGAAGAAGCCACUCCCAGCACACGAUCGUCUUCAAUUAGCACAUUAAAAGAGGUUGAACCCAGAGUACCAGCAGUUCGUCAUUCUCCAGAGACCUACCCUUAUUCUGAUGGAGACUGGUCACCGGCUGACAGUCACGCCAUGUCUGAGGCCUUCUCCCCCAAGAGCGACUCUGAGCUGGUGAUCCGGCCCUCAGAGAGCAUGCUGAAAAUGGAGUCUCACAUGCAGUGGACAUGGGGAGAGUUCCCAGAACCCACACGGAUGGCCAAAAAAGACAAGACGGAACUGCCCAAGACUGUGACCAUAACACCCUCAGAGAACACUCAUUUCAGGGUGAUCCUGAGCUCUGAGGCCAUGGAGCCUGAGGCUGAUGUGAAAGACAUACUGGAACCUGCCCCCAUAUGCACUAUUGUUAAGCCUGAGCCUCGUACUCCAGCUACCCCAAUCACCCCACUAAUGUCUUCUGACUGUGUCACCACUUCCACGCCCUCGGAGCCCCAUCAUACUGCUGCCCCCAACCCUCAAGCUGGAGCCAUGAUGGAUGUCUGCCCCAAGACAGACUCUCCCUCCAAGAAGAAAGGAGUACCAAAGAGAAGUCAGCACCAAGGGCCUGAGGACAUCUACCUAGAUGAUUUGAACGUGCUUGAGCCUGAUGUGGCUGCGCGCUACUUUCCCAAGAGUGACUCAGACUCCAAGCACUGGAUGGACUCAGGGAUGCGUUCAGGUUCUCAGUCCCCUCAGUCAGUGGGCAGUGCUGCGGCUGACAGUGGAACAGAAUGCCUGUCUGAUUCGGCCUCUGAUCUGCCCGACGUCACGCUGUCUCUGUGUGGAGGGCUUAGUGAGAAUGCAGAGAUAUCCAAAGAGAAGUUUAUGGAACAUAUCGUCACCUACAAUGAAUUUGCUGAGAAUCCAGCCAUUAUAGACAAUCCUAAUUUGGUGGUGAAAAUAGGGAACAGAUACUACAAUUGGACAUUAGCUGCACCGUUAAUUUUAAGCUUGCAGGCUUUCCAGAAGAAUCUACCCAAAGCUACUGAGGAGGCUUGGGUUAAAGAGAGGAUGCCAAAGAAGUCUGGCCGCUGGUGGUUCUGGAGGAAAAGAGCAGAUAGCACUAUCAAGCAGUCUGAAAAUGCAGGAAAACUGGAGAUGAAGGAGGAGCAACUGAAAGAGGGUGAAACCUCCCUGGAAAAUGAUCCCUGCAAAGUGGAGUCCAGAGAAUCAUCCAGCGAUGAGGAGGGGAAGGAAGUGAGCGCAGCUGCUGCCUCUCUGGAGCGCUCGGCUCAGACUGAGCCCCAGCCUCAACCGCAGCCUAGCACACAUUCCUACAGGAAGUCCUUGCGCCUCUCUUCUGACCAGAUUGCCAAGCUAAAGCUGAAAGAAGGGCCUAAUGAUGUGACCUUCAGCAUAACCACCCAGUACCAGGGCACAUGCCGCUGUGAUGGCACUAUCUACCUGUGGGACUGGGAUGACAAGGUCAUCAUUUCUGAUAUUGAUGGCACCAUUACAAAAUCAGACGUGUUUGGGCAGAUUCUGCCUCAGCUGGGGAAAGACUGGACUCACCAAGGCAUUGCCAAGCUUUACCACUCUGUAGCUGAGAAUGGCUAUAAGUUCCUGUACUGUUCAGCAAGAGCUAUCGGCAUGGCUGAUAUGACCCGUGGCUAUCUGCAGUGGGUGAACGAUGGCGGCACUAUUCUGCCCCGCGGACCCCUCAUGCUUUCUCCCAGCAGCCUCUUCUCUGCAUUUCACAGAGAAGUGAUUGAGAAAAAGCCAGAGAUUUUCAAGAUUGAAUGCCUUACUGAUAUCAAGAACCUGUUCCAGUCCAACAAACAUCCCUUUUAUGCUGCAUUUGGAAACAGGACCAAUGAUGUUUUUGCCUAUAAGGAAGUUGGAGUGCCUGUUUGCAGGAUCUUCACGGUCAACCCUAAAGGAGAGCUAAUUCAGGAGCAGACCAAGGGAAACAAGACCUCGUACAGCAGGCUGAGUGAGCUGGUGGAGCAUGUGUUUCCAUUGCUGAGUAAAGAACAGAGCUCGGCGUUCACCUUCCCCGAGUUCAGCUCAUUUUGUUUCUGGAGGCAACCCAUCCCCGAGAUCAACCCAGACGACUUACUCUCAUAGGCUAGACAUGCUCUCAGUCUCUGUCCCGUUUGCCAUUGUAUAAGCUGAAGUAAUACUCCUGUAAGAUAAUUAAGUAAAAUCCUUGCAAAUCCAAAUGUCCUCGCUACCUGUAGCUGCACUCUAACCAGCUGAGGCAUGUUCUGUUGAAAAGGAUUGUAUAAAAUCCAUCUGCACAUCCAAAACGGAGCAAUGCCUCGCUCUCCCCUUUAAUCUAACGUCCACGUUGAACUGUGGGGGUGGUGACGGUGCAGUUUCCCCUCAUUGUCGCACACAUCAGGGAUAUUUGAAGCCUGCCUGAUUGCUGGGGCCUCAAACAAAUGCUCUUAUUUCAAACUUAAAUGUUUAUUUUGUGUGUGUGUGUGUCUACGUGUGUUUGUGUGUGUGUUAAUUACUUAAUAUAGGUGUAUCAUAGCCUUAGUGCUGGUGUGUCUGAUACUAGUGGACAAUAGAACCCUCCAGGACCAGCAGAGGUGUUUAUCCCUGCUGUGGUGGUCCAGCGUAGGCUGGUGUUUACAGUCCUGUGGCCUAAGCACUUACUGGUUACCGUGUGGGUACAAUGACACAGCGUGUUUAGUAGGAAACAGAAAAUGAGUCAUGUGGGAGAACAUGUAGGAUCACAGAACUAAUGAACAGAGAUAUUUAUUUACAAAUGCUAAUUUAUUUUGUUCUCUAAUAAUUAACAAUUUAGUGGGUAAGUUAAUUAUAAUUACCAACAUGCACUGCCUGUAACAUGUGGUGGAAGAAUUCCUGUCUGACUGUGCGUCUGUGAUGAGGUUUGAUCAGAGGCUCUCUUGAAUGCUGAUGCUGCUAUCAAAGUCAUGCCGCUGAACUCGCCCCUUUUAUGCAUUCGCAUCCAGCGUCUUCAGUCCGAUGGUGCAUUUAAGGCUUUUAGUCCUGCUGGAAAAGCCCUGAGCACCGAGCAAGGCUUCCAUCUGUUUUCCAGGUGUUUUCCACUCAUUAACAAUUUCAUUGUCUGGCUGCUUUCUAAUGCCUUACUGAUCGCACUUUUCAGCAGCAGCAGCCAAGAGAGCACCAUGGAUCAGCUUGCAGUUAAUGAAGGGAUGGUCUUAUUGUUGCAAGCUAUUCAGCAGCCUUUUGCAUAGAAGGUUUAAAAGCCUUUUUCUUCACGAGGCUAAAAUAAGAUUUGAGUGUUUUUCUACUACACUGCACCCUACUUGAUUUGUGUAAUCAAAGAAAUAGUUCUGAAAUACUAAUGGCUUUUGAUUUCCCAAUACGACUAAUAUGUACUGAUUUUGUAGGUUUAGCAUCAGUUGAUUUUUUUUUUUUUGUGUGUGUGUUUUGAGAUCUUUAGGUCUAUAGGUAAAUGAUGUUGUGUCGUGGAAAAGAGCUUAUCAGUCUUCUCUAGCAGUUAUAGCACUGUAAUAGGCCAAAUUCAGUGUUUUCUUUUUUUUCUUUUUUUUUGGAAGAAACAGAUCGCAGCUGUUGUGCAAGAGGGGUGUCCCUUAUUAUUUUCCUGGACAUCUUCCAACUGGUGAUUGUCAGUGGCCAAGGGAAGGAGCACGUCCUUGUCAUGAAUAGUUAAUUAGCAAAAGCUGGUCUUUGACUUUGUGUAAUACAAAUGGUGUAUGUACAUGCAUUUGUUUCUAGUUUCUUCUUUUAAACGUAGACGUAGCGCACCGUGUGUUAGGUAGCAUGCACACCGACUCGGAGCACAAUAGCAAGUAUUUUAUUUACCAUAGGAUAUUUGUAUGAGGUAACCAUUGUUUGGUGGGGGAAAAAAAAGGAACUUCCCUGGUCGUUUGAUUUGUUUAUACACAAAUGUAUUAUCACAUUUGUUUUUUUUUUUUGUCUGUAUGAAGUGUAGAAGUGAAAUCUGUCUGUUAAUGAUUAACAAAGUGAUCCCAUUCUUUCUAUGAAAGUAAUACUUCUUGUGUGGGAUGGACACACUCAUCUAUGUUUAAAAAACAAAAAAUGUUAAAAAAAUAUAUUACUUUGGAACCGAUCGUUUAUUGUUCAUUACUCUCUUUUGCUUUCAUGCUCUUAAUUUUAUAUGCUUUUAUUUGUUGAUGUAUGCUCUUUGUGGGGAAAAAAAACCCCUGUCUCUUAGAUUGUAUUGUUUUCAGUGUACAAAUUGAACAUUACUGCAUCUGACCACUCUUAGAUACCUUUACAUGUAUACUUACUGUAUGGAUUUAUCGUUUUUGGAAAAUGACAUGGAAAAUCUAUUAAAAAUGCAAUUAUUACAAAUGUU
Hemibagrus wyckioides is the source of this 5205-nucleotide messenger RNA. RefSeq names its product lipin 2 (gene lpin2). Lineage: Eukaryota; Metazoa; Chordata; Actinopteri; Siluriformes; Bagridae. The record is from RefSeq and is a predicted model, not a curated record. Gene Ontology annotation, molecular function: phosphatidate phosphatase activity; transcription coactivator activity. The coding region runs from base 315 to 2993 and encodes 892 amino acids. Gene Ontology annotation, biological process: positive regulation of transcription by RNA polymerase II; triglyceride biosynthetic process; cellular response to insulin stimulus. Gene Ontology annotation, cellular component: cytosol; nucleus; endoplasmic reticulum membrane. The transcript is spliced from 19 exons.